AUGAGGGGCUUGGAUCCGAAAGAGAGAGCGCUAUGGAAUUGGGCCAACGUCGACAACCUUGACGAGUUCCUUCAGGAGGUAUACUCGUACUACAUCGGCAAGGGCAUCUUCUGCAUCGCUCUCUCUAGGGCGCUCAACCUCUUGACCAUUGCAUUUGUCAUUGGCUUUUCGACAUUCUUGGCUGGUUGCGUCAACUAUUCCAAGAUCAGGGACUACUCCAAGCUGAGGCAUAGCCAGAAGCCCACGGAGUCAGAGGUUGACCUCAUGCUCAGCGAUGUACUGGUCGACCAAUGUGUCUCUCGUUUCUCUGGCCUCACUCUCCUGGUCUUUAUGACCUUUAUUGCGUUCUACGGAUGGCAGGUUGUCAGGUUUGGUCUCGGCCUGUCGAGACUAGUCGCCAUGAACAACUUCUACACCCAUCUUCUCAACAUUCCUGAUGCCGAGGUGCAAUCGAUCCCGUGGAACGAAGUCGUGUCGCGCAUCUCGCAUCUUCGCGAGACUCAUCCGACCACGUCGCUGUCUUCUUCGACGAUGAGAGCAGGCUCUCAAGGCAACAAGCUCGAUGCUCACGACGUCGCAAACCGCAUCAUGCGCCAGGAGAACUACCUCAUCGCACUAUUUAACAAGGACGUCCUCGAUCUGACUAUCCCCUUGCCUGGACUGCGACUGAGGCCACCGGCGCUGACCAAGACUCUCGAGUGGAACCUCACGUUUUCGCUCCUCGGCUUCCUCUUUGAUCGAAGGGGCCAAGUACGACGACAAUUUAUCACGAACAGGAAUCGGGGCGAUCUCAUCGAAGGGCUGCGCCGACGCUUCAUCUUCAUGGCCGCCGUCAAUGCCGUCUUUGCCCCGUUUAUUGUCGUUUACCUGCUUCUGUACUCCUUCUUCCGAUACUUUGAGGAGUACCACAAGAAUCCGGCCAGCCUUGGCUCUAGGCAGUAUACGCAAUUUGCUCGGUGGAAGUUCCGAGAGUUCAACGAGCUUCCCCAUCUCUUUCGAAGGAGGUGUCAUGAGUCAUACCCAUUCGCACAGCGCUAUCUUGACCAAUUCCCUAAGGAACGCACAGCGAUCGUAGCUCGCUUUGUCUCAUUCAUUGCGGGAUCCUUCAUGGCUGUCUUGCUUCUCGCCUCUGUCAUCGACUGGGAUCUCGUCGUGCACCUCUACAUUACGCCGCAGUACAACGUCCUCUUCUUCAUCACUGUCUUCACCGCCAUCCUGGCCGUCUCGAGGGGACUGGUACCCGACGAACAGCAGACUUUCGAACCAGAGGUAUUGCUGCAAGGUGUCGUCGAGCGCACUCACUACUUGCCCGAGCACUGGAAGGGGCGCUUCCACUCGACAGAGGUCCAUGCCGACUUCGGGUCACUAUAUCAACUCAAGAUCUCCAUCUUCGUCAGCGAGCUGCUCAGCGUCAUUGUCACACCCUUUGUCCUUUACAAGAGCUUGCCGAAAAGCGCACCCGCCAUCAUCGACUUCUUCCGAGAGUUCACCGUCCAUGUUGAUGGGCUGGGGUAUGUUUGUUCUUUUGCCGUCUUUGACUUUGCCAGACAUGGCAAUGUCAAAUUUGGCGCCCCUGGUGGCUAUCGAGACGGCCGCAUGGCCUCCAAGGAAGGAAAAAUGGAGCAGUCGCUCCUCGGCUUCCGAGCCGCCAAUCCAGACUGGCAUCCGGCCGAUCCCGUUGCCUCGCUAUUUCUCUCGCGCGUUGCAGCCGCCGAAGCGACAUCGCCUCGCCAUAGACAAGGCGCUCAUGCGAGCGCAAAUGGCAAAAGCAGCGGUGGUGGAGGAGGCGGAGGAGCUGCUUCCUCCUUCACGCCGGCCAACUCGACGCUGGCCCAGCGAUCGCAACUCUACAACGAGGCCUUUGAACGAUCCAUAUCCUUGGCCAAGCCAGGGAAUGCUGCUGCAUUGCAGGCCAGCGCCGUCAAAAUUGGACCUCGGACCCAUGCCAAACCAAAGACGCUUCAAGCUGUCGACGAGGACGAAGAUGGGCUCGCGGCGACGACCAGGCUCUCGGAAGCGGACGAGGAAGAGACUGGUGAAAGUGGCUACGCCGAUGCUCGCUUCGGGCGCAGCACAAGCCUCCACCACACAACAGAUGGCAGUGCGGCCGGAGUUGCUGCCGGUGACGAGACGAGCCUUCGCGGCCUGCUCAAUCACAUAGGGGGUCGAUGGUGA
Acaromyces ingoldii is the source of this 2175-nucleotide messenger RNA. Its product is annotated as APG9-domain-containing protein. Gene Ontology annotation, biological process: autophagy of mitochondrion; protein localization to phagophore assembly site. Gene Ontology annotation, cellular component: phagophore assembly site; autophagosome. The transcript has 7 exons. Lineage: Eukaryota; Fungi; Basidiomycota; Exobasidiomycetes; Exobasidiales; Cryptobasidiaceae. The coding region runs from base 1 to 2175 and encodes 724 amino acids. The record is from RefSeq and is a predicted model, not a curated record.